AUGGAGGAUCUUCAACAAGGCCAGAGGACAGCAGCGGCGUCUGAUCCAGCUCGGACGGUGAUGUCACCAGAGGUCGAGCGGGCUUCAGGCACUUCUACCGCUGCUAAGGCUUCCACAGCAGCGACCGCGGACAGGAAGGCAGCAGAUGCCCUAAGGAAGCGAAAGGCGAGAGAACAACUCAGAGAUGCAAACGUCAGAUCAGUGCGAGUUGAGCUGCCGCCGACGCUGGUGGAGAAGCUGGAGUUGCUUGCUCCUUUGUACGGUUAUCAAGCUAGAGUCUCGUCGACGGGGGAUUGGGAGUCCGCCAAGGUGGGUGGCUUCUUGGGAAAAGUGGUGGAAGACAUGUUUGCGGGGCCCGAGCAAGCGCCCAGUCUUUGGAAGGCGUUGAAUCUGUAUUGGAUCGGCCACCCAAGUAUGAUCGUAGACGUGGCUCCCUUUCCUCUGGCCAGGCAACCGGAAGACAGCACCAAUCCCACCACCCCGGUCCCGCAGCCUGCACGCUCCCCAUUCUCGUUUUCUACUCCUAGCGCCACCCCCCCCAUAUCCCCUUAUUCUGGGAGCACAAGCACGCCGUGCUCGUAUCAUUCUCGAGGACCUCCGUUCAUUCCGCCCCCUUAUACGCUGAAUCAGAGAGCACAAGAGCAGCAGGCUCCCCAGGCUAUUGUCAUGGAAGAGGACGGAGAGGAGGAGAGUGACGCGGGAGUCGAGUUGCAGGAAGGCACGCAGGCGCCGGAGGUGUCGUUCUUGCAUGUCUCUAGGGCUUACCAGCUGAUGGAGUUUUGUGCAACGCAUGGCGCUCAUGGCAGUGUGAUCCCUAGUCCUCACACAUGGUUGGGCCAGUGCCUUGCUGUGCGGCUGAGGUGCUCGGGGUGCGGCAUUGAGUUCACGUGGAUUGCGAGCGAGAUGGAGCUCCUCCACGGGGCCCCAGAGCUGAACGGCCGGGGUUAUGCGGCGUGCCUGUCGGACGGCGGGACUUACGAAUUGCUGCGAGCAUUUUACGCAGGCAUGAAGAUGCCGCCCCUUUCCAAAUGGGCGUUCUAUCGAUUCCAGAAGCACCGCCUGGCGCAGGUGGUUUUUGCGAUGCGGGACGAGAGCUUUGCCCGCGCGCUACAGCGGUGCGGGGCGGACGUGCGGGUCGAGGUGGACUGCCAGUGGGACACGGAUCAAGACGGAAAGAACAGUUGCACCGAGUUCCUGGACAACCAAACAACCCUCAUCCUUCAUGCAGAAGUGGUGAGCUCUAAAGAGGGGAUCAAGGCGCAGGCUAUGGAGACGGAGGGUUCGGGGCGGGGCUUGCUUCACGUCAAGGAAACUCUUGAGGGGUUGGCUAGGGAUCUGGAGGAAGGUCUCCGAGAGUUCGCUUUGGCGAACAAGAUUUGUUAA
This is a messenger RNA of Klebsormidium nitens, 1383 nucleotides long. The record is from the annotation of a GenBank genome assembly. Lineage: Eukaryota; Viridiplantae; Streptophyta; Klebsormidiophyceae; Klebsormidiales; Klebsormidiaceae.